UUAUCAGUUAGGCUACUCUGGGCUGUAACUUCACCUCUCAAAUAAAAUGCAUUGUUGUUCCAACAAAACAACAGCGUAAAGACAGUUAAGAGUUCAGAAAUACGUCGCCUACAAAAGGUAGGGCCUAUUAGUUUAACAAUUAAAUACGUUUACAUUACGUUUAAAUAUAUAAACGUAAAGCUUAUUAAAUAUAGGCCUAUAUUUUUGUCAGCUCUGUCAACAGCGAUCAGAUGAUAGUGUAACAGUUAUAAGACAGGAAGUCCAGAGAUUAUAUUAAUGCAACAGCCUAUUAAUAUCUCUAAUUAUGCUUCGAUUCAAAAUGUAUUCUUUCCUGUUUAAUUGUGGCUUCCUGUGGAGAGCAUGACGCAACUCCUUGUGCGCUUGCUGUGGGUAAAGUGUGCACCGGAGACGAACUGUCGCAACAGUAGACGUUGCUAAGAAAACGAAAGCACAGCCUACAUUAAAUGCUCACGAGGAGACUUCACUUGGUAGGGGUGUAGUUAAGCCUAUCUAUUUGACAAGGUCGAGCUCAUCGCGUGUGGUGCUAAGUGCUGACAGCCGGUUGUACAAUAAAUGUUUUCAUAGUUGCUCUAUGUAAGGGAACACACAAAUAUUCUGAUCCACACGAGUGAGAAACUGCAAGACACCGAGGAGACCUACUACAGCAUCUUUUCAAUCAUUAUGGCUCCACAUCCCCUAAUCCAGCCAAUUAUUGACUUCUCAGCUGGAGCAAUAGGUGGUACAGCUUGUGUGCUGAGUGGUCAGCCGUUUGACACCACAAAGGUGAAGAUGCAGACGUUCCCCACCAUGUACCGCGGCUUCAUCCACUGCUUCACGUCGACCUUCAGGCAGGUGGGACUACGUGGUUUCUACAAAGGCACAACCCCAGCCCUUAUAGCCAACAUCAGUGAGAAUGCUGUGCUCUUUGUGAGUUAUGGUCGCUGCCAGGAUGUGAUCCGCUUUGUGUCCAACACGGAUAAGGGGGCCGAUCUCAGUGAUCUUCAGAAGGCAUCCGCAGGGUCUUUAGCCUCCAUCUUCUCCGCUAUGGCAAUAUGCCCCACCGAGCUGGUGAAAUGUCGCCUGCAGGCAAUGCACGAAAUGGAAGCAUCUGGCCAGAUCACAAAAGGACCGAGAAGCACAGUGUGGACAGUAGUGAAGACAGUGUUGAAGACAAACGGUCCCCUGGGUUUCUACCAAGGACUGACAUCCACCAUUGUGAGGGAGAUACCAGGUUACUUCUGCUUUUUUGGGGCCUAUGAACUGUGUCGGUCCAAAUUUGCACAGUACAUGGGCACUGACAAGGACAGUAUAGGUAUUCUUCCACUCAUGUUCAGUGGUGGAUUUGGGGGAGCUUGUCUUUGGUUGGUGGUUUAUCCCAUAGACUGUGUGAAGUCCAGGAUCCAGGUACACUCUUUAACUGGGAAGCAGAAGGGCUUCAUGAAGACCUCCAUCAGUAUCAUGCGCACUGAGGGGUUCACUGCUCUGUACUCUGGUCUGACUCCUACCAUGAUACGCACCUUCCCUGCCAACGGAGCACUCUUUCUUGCUUACGAGUUCAGUCGCAAGUUCAUGAUGGAGAAAGUUGGUGCCUGAGGUGGAGGAUCUUUACACUUGAAGCAAAUCUUCUGUGACAGUAAGAGAAGUAGGAUUAAGCAACUGCUGAAUUAUGAGUAAUCCAGCAUGAUGGAAAAUUAAACAGAUGUGGUCAUCCCCCCCAAAUAAAAAGGCUCACACAUAUCGAUUUUUGCUGUGCUUUUGAUUUUUUUUACUUCCAUUAAAAAAAAAAAAAAAAAAAAAACUAAAAAAUGAUCCUGGUUGCAUUUCAAACUCAUCAACUCAUCAAGGACAAAGGGAGCCUGUUGUGUUGUGUGUAGUGUUACUGUAACAACAUGAUUCACAUUUACUUUUGUACUAUAAGCAGUGAGCUGGCUUUAUCAUGUGACAGUACAUUAAAGGAACUUCAUCCAAAAAUUAUCGUAACAAGCAGCUCACAUGCUGGUUCUUAUGAUACACAUACACUGUGUACUGUGCUGCUUCACAUCAAAGAAAUUCCUUUUUUUGAUUUUGUAGUCAGGCUGUUUAACAUACUGUAAUUAUGUAACCCUCUGUUAUACAACACUUUGCAAUAAAUAUAAAAUUGAUGAUGUA
This is a messenger RNA of Micropterus salmoides (largemouth bass), 2148 nucleotides long. Its product is annotated as mitochondrial ornithine transporter 1-like. Lineage: Eukaryota; Metazoa; Chordata; Actinopteri; Centrarchiformes; Centrarchidae. The record is from RefSeq and is a predicted model, not a curated record. Gene Ontology annotation, biological process: mitochondrial L-ornithine transmembrane transport. The transcript has 8 exons. Gene Ontology annotation, molecular function: L-ornithine transmembrane transporter activity. The coding region runs from base 682 to 1593 and encodes 303 amino acids.